AUGACAACCUCAGAGCUUGCGCCGCCGUCGCUGGCUAGAAGGAACAAGAGGUCGCGGAGGCGUCGUCAAGACAAGCCCGCGAUCGCAGCAAGGCUGAUUCUGGACGAUCACGAUGUGAGGGGCGACGUGGGCAUUCUAUCCGAGGAUCUGUUCACAGACCUUUUCCCCCACCUCCGCGAUGUGCCCUCUCGUGAAGAUGGCUCCGAGGCCAUCCGCCAUGUCGCCAUCGCUCCCUGGGAGCCGACCCCAUCUCCGACCGAAACCGCCUGGACGGUGGUGCCCGUAGUCAAAUCCUCGGCUCUCAAACACUCGACCGUCCAAUUCUCGCCCUCGUCCUUGUCUCUACAGAACUUUGCGACUAUUCUCCAGCAAGUUGCGCCGUCGAAGCUCUCGAGUAACAGUCGUAGCGGCAUCGAAAUACAGAUAUUAGACGUGGUUGCACUGUCGUUGGACACAGUAUACGUCAGCCUCGAGAGCGAAUUGACGAAGCGCUUGGAACAAGGCGAGGGACCUUUUACCGCGACCAUCCAAGUAACGUCAAUGGCAAAGGUCACACCGUUCCAGAAACUCCCGAAGCUCGUCUUAUCUCGUCCCUGCGCUUUAAGGGUCCUUCACUCUGGUGACCUCUUCCCACUCCCUCUACCACCGCACCCAGUCACUCAUAUCCCGCCGAAUCCCGGAAAGAUCAUGCUGUGCGAGCCUGUGAGUCAAGGAAUUCUGUCCGAGACCACAAAGAUCGUCUUGAUGCGAGGGCGGGUACAUGCGAAGCGCGGCCAAGCCGCUCCCUCAAUCCCCCCAAACCGGAGCCUGAACGGUGUUCCCGAGGAUGAGGAGGAGGAUACUGCCAAUGAUCAGUUCUUCUCGGCUGCAGAAGAUAGGUACAAGACGGACGCUGCGAAUACCGAGAUAGACUCCGUGACUGAGACUGAGGAGUCGGAGCUUUCUGGCGUCGACCAAGAUGACGAUCUCUCCGACGACUCCAUGGAUGACAUGAUUUCUCUGCAGGCACCGACACUACCUACGACGGCUGCAAGUGGCGUGUCUACAAUGCAGCCAGGAACCCCGAUGACGGUUGGAAGAGGAAAGAAAACCAACGGCAUUGCAACACCUGCCUCCGUCUUUUCCAACUAUACCGCAACUACCGCUCGUCCAGACCGACCUAGGGGCCGACUCUUUAGAGCUCAGGGGCUGGUUCGAACCAUUCCCGUGGACCUUCUUCACCCGAAGCCGGCGCCGGAGGACGAUGAUGAGGCAAGGGUUUUUGUAGACAUUGCCUCCCUAUCCAAGAUUGGUUGCUUCUCCGGAGACUGGGUCCGCGUCGAGGCUGCCGAGGAACCUCCUGCCAACGGGUUCGGCGCCUUCGGACUCGGAAGCUUCACAUCACUAGAGCCGGUUGAAUCCAGUUGGCGCCCGGUGAGGGUCUACGGUCUUCCGGAGGGGUACUCUCAGCGCCCAGUCACGCGGAUACCAAGUGCAAAGCAUGGCGAGCGCAGAUUGUCUUUUUUCGAUUCCCAACUCCAGAAGCCGACCAGCCCAACAGCCUACAUUUCCCCAAUCCUAUUGGCCAAUCUUGAGGAACCGUCGUAUCUCCGGCUGUCACCUAUCAAACGCGGAACGUAUCAAGGAAAGGGAACUCUUCCUAAAUUCACGAGCGCCUCACGGCCUCCGUACGCUCGCGACAUCACUAUUCAGCACGUCCGGUCACCAGUGACUGCAGAACGAGCUUACCAAUCGGCGGUUCUGGGCGGUCUCAAGCGUUACUUUGCCCAGAAGAUCCGACUUGUACGGACAGGAGAUCUUAUCGCCGUGCCUAUUGACACACAAUUGGGCAAAGCGCUCCAAGAGCAACCCAGCGGAAGCAACGGGUCUGAGGUGGAUGACGUGAUGGCUUUGUCAAAGGAAGGGUCGGCAAGGUUUGAUCAAGUGGCCUGGUUCAAGGUUGGCCACAUUCAGAUGUCGAAAUCUGAUGCCGACAACGACCAGUCUGAAGAGCUGUGGGGAGGGGUGGCAUGCAUCGACAGCUCUUCUGUCGCGAUGCACGGCUCCGGCUUUGCCACACACCGCAUACCUGCAACCAAAUCCAACACAUGGCCUUAUUAUCUUGGGGUCAAGAAGAUGCCCACAAAAGCACCGAGUGCUUCGGCACUGACGCUCCCUGACCAGGACCAGCGCUACAUCUCGCCUCUCAGAAGACGUUUGCGGGAGUUGCUUGCUGCUGCCACCAGUCCCAGAGCAAUACACCUGAAGAUGCCGCCAGUUGCCAUUCUUGUUACUGCCACGCACCGCAAUAUAGGCAAAGCAACUGUAGCAUCGGAAGCCUGCUCCGACAUUGGCCUGCACACGUACUCGAUUGACGCAUACGACAUCCUCAGUGAGGCAGGAACCAGCGGCAGUGAUGUUAAGACGGAAGGUCUCCUGCGGACUAGGGCCGAAAGAGCGAUGAGCUGUGGCCCAGAAACGACCGCUCUGCUGAUCAGGCACAUCGAAGCGUUGACGGCCGACCGCAUGGUGUCGACCAUGCGAGAAGUUUUGCAGGACACGAGGGUGCUGAUUGCCACUACCAGCGAUGUCGACAAGGUCCCAGAUGGAGUCCGUGGUCUUUUUAGCCACGAGCUUGAGAUGGGUGCCCCUGACGAAGCUGAGCGUGAAGGCAUUCUCAGGGCUAUUAUCGAGGAUCGGGGCAUCAACCUCGAUCCCGAAGUAGACCUCAACGGCGUGGCUCUCAAGACUGCUGCGUUGGUGGCCGGUGACCUAGUGGACGUGGUGGAUCGAGCGCUCAUCGCACAGCGACUGCGGCUGGAGCAGAUAUCAUCGAAGACAGAAGCCACCGGCCAGGCCGUCACGGUGCGGGACCUUCAGGUAGCCGGUGGGCCGAUGGCUCGAUGUGUCACCAAGGGCGACUUCGAGGUCGCUGUCGAGGCCGCACGAAAGAACUUUGCAGGCGCCAUCGGAGCUCCCAAGAUUCCGAACGUCACAUGGGAUGACGUGGGCGGCCUGAACAACGUCAAGGAUGCCGUGACGGAAACCAUCCAGUUGCCCCUGGAGAGACCCGAGCUUUUCGCCAAGGGCAUGAAGAAGAGGUCCGGUAUCCUCUUUUACGGACCCCCGGGAACCGGGAAGACACUACUGGCCAAGGCGAUCGCGACGGAGUACAGCCUCAACUUCUUUAGCGUCAAGGGCCCCGAGCUGCUGAACAUGUACAUCGGAGAGUCCGAGGCCAACGUCAGACGCGUCUUCCAACGUGCCCGCGACGCGCGCCCUUGCGUUGUCUUUUUCGAUGAACUGGAUUCCGUCGCGCCGAAGCGCGGAAACCAGGGAGACAGCGGCGGCGUCAUGGACCGUAUCGUCUCGCAGCUGCUCGCCGAGCUCGACGGCAUGUCGGGCGGGGACGAUACGAGCGGCGGCGUCUUCGUCAUCGGCGCUACGAACCGGCCGGAUCUGCUCGACGCCGCCCUGCUCCGUCCCGGGCGCUUCGACAAGAUGCUCUACCUCGGCGUGUCCGAUACCCACGACAAGCAGCUCACCAUCCUGGAAGCCCUCACGAGAAAGUUCACCCUCCACCCCUCGGUCUCCCUGCAGUCCGUCGCCCAGCGGCUCCCCUUCACCUACACGGGUGCCGACUUCUACGCCCUCUGCAGCGACGCAAUGCUCAAGGCCGUCACGCGGCAGGCGGCGGCCGUCGACGCCAAGAUUCGCGACAUCAACGCCGCUCGCGCGCCGUCGCGCCCGCCCAUCUCGACGGCCUACUUCUUCGACCACCACGCCACGCCCGACGACAUCGCCGUCAUGGUCACCGAGGAGGACUUUAUGCGGGCGCACGAGGAGCUCGUGCCGAGUGUCAGCGCCGGCGAGCUGGCGCACUACGAGAGGGUGAGGGCGAGCUUUGAGGGGUCGCCCGACAAGGACAAGCAGGCACAGCUGCAACGGCCCGCCGCGGGGGCCGUCAGGGCCGUGUCCGGGUCCUCGGUCGUGUCGAGGGGCAGUUCCAAGGGCAAAGGCAAGGCUUUUGCGGCGUCCUCCAAGGGGAAGGGCAAGGCCGUGGCGCUGGGCAGUGACGACGACUACGAAUCCGAGGGUGAGGUCGCGGUAACGAAUGGAAAGGGUAAGGGCAAGGGAAAGGCUGUUGCGGGAUUCCAGGAUGGCACGGCGAGUGAUGACGAGGGUCUGUAUUAA
Molecule: messenger RNA, 4173 nt
Organism: Colletotrichum spaethianum
Lineage: Eukaryota; Fungi; Ascomycota; Sordariomycetes; Glomerellales; Glomerellaceae
Product: peroxisomal biogenesis factor 6
Exons: 4
Coding region: 1-4173 (1390 amino acids)
Biological process (GO): protein import into peroxisome matrix
Cellular component (GO): cytosol; peroxisomal membrane
Molecular function (GO): ATP hydrolysis activity; ATP binding
Source: RefSeq, a predicted model, not a curated record